AUGAAGAAUCAGAGUUUUUGUGCAAACAAGUUUGCAUCCCUCAUUUACACUUUUAUACUUUUAAAUAUAUAUAUAAAAUCAGAUAGAAUUGUAUAUGGAUCUAAUAUAAACGAGAAUAGUCAACCUAGUUCAAAUAAUUGGAAGCAGGAGUUGCUUAUUAGAACCACGUGUGGUCCAGAUGGUAAGGGAUUUUCUAACAAUAAGUCUUUUGUAGAGAGCAAGUUGAAAAUUUUUGCAAAUGAUGAGUUUAAUAAGCUGGUAAGCUUAGAUAAGCUUCCAAUUAUAUAUACUGGAAAGAAUAUUUCUAUGAUGCGUAAAGCAUUCAGACUUGGAGAAAUUUUGAAGGCACCAUUACGUUUAAGAGAGAGAAUAACACAGGAUCCUGAAUCAAUUCCUAUAAUUGAAGAUGAUUAUCUCUUAAUAUCACAUAUUCCUGAAGAAAGAGUUAACAAUAGAAUGGAAGUAGUUUAUAAUAGGGUAGCUAAUGAAAUCCGCUAUACGGUAUUGCUCUGUGGUGGUGAAUUGAUUUCGAUAACCCCAACUAUAAAGUAUAUAAUGCAACUUAAGUCUGUAGGUAAUGAUUUGAGUGGAGAUCCAAUAAUAUUAGAGUCUCUAAAAAUUUAUAACAAGGAAAAGGCAAGAUAUAGAAGGAAAAUGGCAGAAUUAAGUACAAGAUAUCUAUCUAUAUUGCCAUAUGCAAAUGAAAUUUAUUUUGGUUCUAAAAAUAUUAGACCAAGAGGAAGAUUGAUAGGUAUACCAAAAUUAGUACAAAAUGAAAUUGAAUUAACUAAAGACGAUUUUUCAAUAGGGUCUGUAUCAGAUGAAAAUGAAAUUGGAGGAGCCAUAAUUGGUCGUAAUAUAAGAGCAAAAGAGAAAUAUUUUGAUAAUAACUUCGAGCAUGAUAAUUUUAGUUUAUUAGAAGAUCUGGAGAAAUUCUCUAGUAUCUUCGAACUAGAUACUCCUAAAGCGCUAUUUUCUAUUGGAGAUAAGCAAGAUUUACCAGUUAUGUUAACUCCAAUAGCAGAUGUAAUAUCAACAAAAAAUAGUAGAAGUGUAAUUCCUCAUAGUAUAACAAGAGCAGCUAUAAAUAAGGAAACUGUCAUUAGCCGUAUUCGAGGAGACUUGGAAAAAAUUAAACAAGAAAAUAAAGAAGAACUAGGAAGUUCGAUAAUUUCAGAAACUGAAAAAUCUGAGGAUGAAUUACUAGAUAUAUAUGAUAAUGAUUCAUAUGACUCAAAGAGUAUUUUGAUUCGUCGAAGAAUCCGGCCAAAUGAUUCUCUAUUUACUGAUAUUAAUGAGGAAGUUUAUGUAGAUUCGAAGACUUCAAGUGAGUUACAAAUUCCUUUGGUUAAAGGUUUUCCUAUUUGGGAAGAAAUCCCUGAAUUUCUUACUAACAUAAUUGAUAAGAUACAAAAUAAAGAUUUUCUUGAUAAAGUAAGAUCGUUGGAUGAAAAAGAUAAAGUACUUAGAGAAGCAAUAGUCAAAUUUCCUGUUUAUCUUUCUCAAACAAAAAUUCUACGUUUGGAGUAUCAAUUAUUUUUUUUCUGGGAAUCUCUUAGACUUUCUAAUAUAUUGAUGGAUCAGAAAUAUGAUUCUUGUUUAGCUAAUUUUCCCGAUAGAAAUAAUGUACCAAAUUUGGACAUUCUCCCUUCUCAAAUACCUAGAACUGAUAAGUCAAUAGCUGAGUCUUGUUUUAUACUUCUUAAGUUCUUUAAAAAUAAGAAGAUACCUUUGAAGUUUCGGGUACUAAAAAAGAUAAAGGUAGAUUCUAAUGCGGCAAAAACUUCAUAUAAAGUUCAGUUUUUAAGUCCGACUAAAUUAGAAGAAAAAAAAGAGUACUAUAACAAAGCCAAAAUCUUAUGUUUUGACAUUUUCCCAAAUAUACUAAGAUAUGUUAUACAUUUUGUGUUUAAUGAUGUUAUUGAAGAACGACAGUCUAAUUACUUUAAAUAUAUUGAGAAGGUAAAGGAUCAAUUGAAACAUGAAAAUGAAUUGGCUUUACAAAAAAAAUAUAAGACAGAAUUAGAAAAAAGAAAAUUGAUCACUCCUAUAAAUAUAUCUAAUCGUAUGGAAAGAUAUGAAAAUGCUUGGAGGAGAAGUAUUGGAUCUUUAGGUUUGGUACCUUUAGCUACUGUUCCAAAAAAUAUUCUUGAGAAGAUCCAUAAUACAAUUAGGUUUGGUCCUUUAAUUAUUAAACGAAAAUUUAAUAGAAAACUAACUCCAGAAGAAGUUAGAACUUCAAUAGGGAAGACUAUUAUUAAAAUUAUUGACGAAUAUUAUUCAUCGAUUCAAGCUGAUUAUUUUUUCCUUCCUAUAGAUAUGCUCCAAAACUUUACAAUACAUAUUACUAAGACUUUAUUAGAAGUUCCUGUUGAUAAAUUGUUAGAUUCCAUGGUAAUUAAACCAACUUUAUUAUUGGAUAUGCAUAUAGAUAAAUUAACAGAUCUUAGUAUAUUUGAUCUAUGUGCAAAGCUACUAAUUGAUAUAAUUUCUUACCAUAAAGUCCAAGCCAAUGUAUCAAUUUUAGAUAAGAAAAAUAGUGAAUAUAUUAAUUUAUUAGACAGUAAAUAUUCGGAAAUCUGUACUAUAGUGUCAAAGUAUUUGUCAGCUAAUUUAUACAAUAGAAAAUUAUGUCGAUACCCACAAUCAAGUAAUUUUUUGUCUGAAUAUAAUAAGCAGGUCCAGAUAACUUUUAUUCAUCAAAUACUAACUGAUGGUUCUAGUAUAUUGCCUGUGCAAUUUGGACUUCAAAUUUACCAGUCAUCUUACUUAGAUAUCUUUAAAAGAGUUUGUGAAAUGCAUGGACUUUUAGUUACAUUUUUAGAUAUAAAUCUUGGGCAAAAAGAAUCCCCAAUUUUGAAUAUGAUGGCUGAUAAAACUCAAAUGGAACUUACUAAUGAAACGAUAAAUUUCCACGAAGUUGUAGAUAGCAUUAUGAGAUCCAUAUAUAUUUAUAUAGUUGGGAAAAGUGUGAACCAAGAACGGAUAGUAUUUUUCAAUGAAGAAAUUAUGGCUAAAUUCUUACUAAAUUACCUAGAAGUAAAUAAAUAUAAUGUACCAGAUGAUGUAAAUAGAGUUCAAUCUUUUUAUAUUAGUUAUAAGUAUCCUUGGGGAACACAGUUUGAUGAAGCCCUGAUAUUGUGGUGUAAAAGCUUUAUUACUGCUCUUGCCUCUUUACAACUUAUAUCAGACGAAAAUAAUAUAGUAUAUAAUAUUACAAAUAUAGAUACUGUUAUAAAUUCAAUGUGUUCACUUGAAAUGAUUCAACCAAUGAGAAAUCACAUUGAAUAUGAAGCUGAUGAGUUAUUAAGGCGGACAUUUGCUUAUCAUUUAGGGAUUGCAUCUGUUUACUGGAUAUACAAGAAACCAAUUCCCUUAUGGUCUUUUUAUGAUCAAUGGAGCUCAAGAUUUGAGCUUGAAACUAAUAUUUUACUUUCAGAAGAACCAGAAAUUAGUCUAUCCACUUUCAUUCUACUUAAGGGAAUAGCUGAUGAAGAAUAUCCUAAACUUAGUGAGCCUAAACUGAAGAUAAGAUCAAAACCGGAAGUUAAUAUAAGUUUAAAAAAAGAAAAUUCCGUAAAGUCUAAGGAGCAAAUUCAAGAAGAUAUAUGGAUUAAUACUCCAAUUAAAUCCUUACAAAAUGGCCAAUAUAGUCUUGGAUAUUUUCUCUUUCCAAAUACAAUUCCUGUAGAAGUUAUGAAUAAGAUGUCUUCGAAUGAUACAUUAGCAUUCACAGGACCUCAUGAAAUCACUUGGGUUGGAGCUAGUGAAAAUGAAUUUCAAGACAUGUGCUUGGGUGCUCUAAAAAAUUUAGAGAUUUAUAUGAAGGAUAAACUUCCCUUUAGAUCAUCUUUAAAUGAGUAUACUAAUAUAUGGCUAACAGAUGAUAUUAGUACAAGAGAUUUACUUUGCAGAGAUAUAGCAGGACGCUAUUUCUAUCCUAGAUCCAUAAUGAAUUGUGAUGAAGCUGUUAUGGAAGGAGCACUUAUAUCUCAAAAGUUAUCUGUAGAUAAAGAACGUUUAAAAAGAGGUCAGUGGCUUGCUGUUCGUGAAAUCUCUAUCAGAAGAAAUAUUCUAGCUUCCACAAAUAAUUUGAAUGUGCCUACAAAUCCUAAGGAGUAUCCAUUUGUAAAUUUUCUACCUCUUAGCAGUUCAGUUGUGAAUUUUAUUGAAUCCGAUGAAUUCAGACAACCUGGAGGAUUCUUAAGAAAUUGCAGAGCUGCUCUAGAUACUGCUAGGACAUUACCUAAAGAAAGUCCCUACUCUCUAAAGUUAUUAGAUGAAUCAGAAGAAACACUGUUAUCUAUUUGUACAGAUGCAAUGAAUUUAUAUUACACCUCAUCUUCUCCAAUGUCAUGGGAUGAACAGCAAACUAUUUUCAAUCCGUUAAACAGAGAAAAUAGCUAUUAUAUGUCUAGAUUUGCUCUAGGACAGUUUAGAGCACUCGUUGACGAAAUAAAAGCGAGGAACUUAUUUGUAGAUCCUUCCAUUAGGAUUUCUGAUCAUUUUCAUUUACUUAACCCUAUAAUUGAAGGGCUACAAACAUCUGACAGCGAAGCAAAAUUUGUUCAGGCUUGUUUUUACUUCCUCAGAAAUUGUGUAUCAAAAAAUUAUAUCUUUUUAAAUAUGGGUUACGAUAUAACAAAUAGUGAUAAAUUAUUUAAUCAAGUCUGUCAAUUUGCUUCAUAUAGGUAUUUCUCAACUUCCAAGCCUAUUUCUCAAUCUGAAGCCCUAAAUCUAAAAGAACAAGGUGUAGAUUUGGAUAAUCCAUGGAUUAGGAGAAGAAUUAAAACAGCUCAAUGGUUAAUAAUUCACCAGGUAUUCCAAAUAAAGGCAAAGAAAUAUCCAGGUGGCUAUGAAGUAUUUAUAAGAGAAGUAUUUGAUUUACCUAAAUACAUGCAGCUAGGAGAGUUUGAUACUAGUGAAAAGCAAUUACCAAUUAUAGAAGAUUGCAUGAAUGCAAUUAUGUUUAUUCUUAAGCAAAAUAGCAAGAAUGUUCAUAAAUUUAAUAGAUAUAUAGGGAUGCCCAAACCGUUUUGUGAAAAAGUAGCUACUAAAUAUGGAGAUACUUCUAAAUAUUAG
Molecule: messenger RNA, 5082 nt
Organism: Cryptosporidium muris RN66
Lineage: Eukaryota; Apicomplexa; Conoidasida; Eucoccidiorida; Cryptosporidiidae
Exons: 1
Coding region: 1-5082 (1693 amino acids)
Source: RefSeq, a predicted model, not a curated record